This is a messenger RNA of Echinostoma caproni, 1059 nucleotides long. The record is from the annotation of a GenBank genome assembly. Lineage: Eukaryota; Metazoa; Platyhelminthes; Trematoda; Plagiorchiida; Echinostomatidae.
AUGGCCUCUAUGUCCAUCUUUCCACUGACCUAUUUGGGAAAUUCCUUACUUCAACAAACUCGUGAUGACGAACUGGAGACGAUUUAUGAGCUUCUCUUUACGCAGUACUUAAACUUUCUACGACGUGUCAUUGCUGAUGAAAAGACCAUUGGGGAAACUUUGUCGGAGUCAUUUCAAACCGUGAUCAUAGCCAUAGGAAAUGGUCAGUUUACAAUUCGCACUACCGAAACAGAACGCUUUAAGGAUCAGAAAUUUCGCAAACACUUCGAGAGACGUUUCACAUCAGAUCAGCUCAUUUAUUUCAACUGUUAUUAUUUUGAAGUGGUCACUCCGAUGGGACGAGAUGAGAGAAAAUGCUAUGCCUAUUUUCGUCGGGCCAUUGACACGAGACGUUGUGUGCCUGAGGAUGCUUUGGUUCAGUUGGACGUUACGUUGAGCCAGUGGUUAUUGCGCAAUCGUCAUUUAACCAGACCACCAUUGAUUUACUGCAUUGUUGCAAAUCAAGAAAUGAGCGCCGGCUUAGACUGUCAUGUGUUUUUAGCUGACACUGUCCAAGUCGGUUUACGUGUUGUCCGUUGUCUAGCAGAAUUGAGACAACUGGUGGAAACAACCCCUGCUGGACUAAAUGUGCCACGUCUGGAUAAAAGAUAUCAUUCUCCGCAUGGGCCGCACUGCACUCAGUACGACGUGAACUUUUGUGCUUAUUGUGGUGAACCAUUAGAUUCUUCCUCGAGCACCUCGGAUUCGGAUGGCAAAAAGCGGCGACUGUUGCAAAUGAAACUUGGUCAGGAGGCAUUGGACUAUUACGAAAGACGGAAACGUUUGGCUAAUCACGUACGACAUAGCCACAGUCGAUACCAUCGUGACAGAUCAGUUCCAGCCAACAUUGAACAGCGUAUCGGUCGAAUGAAUCUGACGGAACAAUUAGUUCGCUCCAAGAAUCACGUCAGCGAUGUUCCUGGCCGUGUUUCGAGCUGUCCUCAUCAUAGACCAGUUGGUUCGGCAAGCUCAAAGAGUUCGCACACAUUCCUAGACAGUUCACUCUCGUUGCUUCCAUAA